Molecule: messenger RNA, 771 nt
Organism: Pedinophyceae sp. YPF-701
Lineage: Eukaryota; Viridiplantae; Chlorophyta; Pedinophyceae
Source: the annotation of a GenBank genome assembly
AUGGCGCGCUGCGUCGGGGACAAGAACAAGUACCAGUUGAUGGAGACCAUCGGGGCGGGGCAGUUCGGCGUCACGCAGAAGGCGCUGGACACGGCGACGGGGACCGUCGUCGCCGUCAAGAUGAUCCCUCGCGGCGACAGGAUCGACAAGAAUACGGCCAGAGAGGUCCUGAACCACCGUCGGCUCCUGAAGCACCGCAACAUCGUCGAGUUCCGCGAGGUCUUCCUCACGCCGCAGCACCUCUGCAUCGCCAUGGAGUACGCGGCGGGCGGCGAAAUCUUCGCGCAGCUCGCCAAGCGCGGCCGCCUGGACGAACGAACGGCACGCGCGCUCUUCGCGCAACUCGUCGCGGGCGUGCGGUACUCCCACAGCCUCGGGAUCUGCCACCGCGACCUCAAGCUCGAGAACGUCCUGCUCUCCGGCCCGCUCAGCGCGAGCGCGCCGCCCGCGGUCAAGAUCUGCGACUUUGGCUACAGCAAGAGUUACGUGGACGAUUCGCAGCCAGCCACGUGCGUCGGCACGCCCGCGUACAUCGCCCCGGAGGUCCUCCAGCGGCGCCCGUACGACGGCCCGCUCGCGGACGUGUGGAGUCUCGGCUGCUGCCUUUAUACCAUGGUUGCGGGACAGUACCCCUUCCAGGACGCGAGACACCCCGAGGACAACAUGCGCAUGGUGCUCAACAUCCUCGGAUCCAAGUUCAGCACGCCCGUGGACGCGCUCCCGGGCGUCUCUCCCGACUGCAAGUGCGCCCUGUGGUCGUCACCUGCGUAG